Molecule: messenger RNA, 650 nt
Organism: Pipra filicauda (Wire-tailed manakin)
Lineage: Eukaryota; Metazoa; Chordata; Aves; Passeriformes; Pipridae
Product: sodium/potassium-transporting ATPase subunit beta-1-interacting protein 2-like
Exons: 6
Coding region: 1-600 (199 amino acids)
Biological process (GO): regulation of sodium ion transport
Source: RefSeq, a predicted model, not a curated record
AUGUCAGAAAAGACCCCAUUGGUUCUAGUAAACAUAUGCUUGAAAAAUGCUAAUGAAGGACUCAAUUAUGAAGAAGCUGCAGAACUCGGAGCACCCAGGAAAUUGCCACUUAUUCAUAUUGCGGCAAAACACAUUUGGUCCUAUUGGGUUUCUGUGCUCGAGAGGCAGAUAUUUGACUUCCUUGGUUAUCAGUGGGCACCUAUCCUGGCAAAUUUUAUACAUAUUAUUGUAGUCAUACUUGGCUUAUUUGGAACCAUCCAGUAUAGACCUCGUUACAUAACAGGAUAUGCUGUCUGGCUGAUUCUUUGGGUUACGUGGAACGUGUUUGUUAUCUGCUUCUAUUUGGAGGCUGGGGACCUUUCGAAGGAAACAGACCUCAUUCUGACUUUUAAUAUCUCAAUGCAUCGUUCUUGGUGGAUGGAGAAUGGGCCAGGCUGCACCGUGACCUCAGUAACCCCAGCACCAGACUGGGCACCAGAGGAUCAUCGUUAUAUCACUGUCUCGGGGUGUUUUCUUGAAUAUCAGUACAUAGAGGUGGCUCACAGUUCUCUUCAGAUCUUCCUUGCAGGAAGUCUCAUUUACAGAGCUACGACAUCUUGAGCACCUGGCCGAAUCCGUAUGCUCUGCAAGGACCACAGCUCUGCCUGUCC